Siniperca chuatsi (mandarin fish) is the source of this 1765-nucleotide messenger RNA. It is a transcript of the gene cd4-2.2, whose product is annotated as CD4-2 molecule, tandem duplicate 2. Gene Ontology annotation, biological process: positive regulation of ERK1 and ERK2 cascade; interleukin-15-mediated signaling pathway; T cell activation. Gene Ontology annotation, molecular function: MHC class II protein binding; protein tyrosine kinase binding. The record is from RefSeq and is a predicted model, not a curated record. The transcript is spliced from 9 exons. Lineage: Eukaryota; Metazoa; Chordata; Actinopteri; Centrarchiformes; Sinipercidae. Gene Ontology annotation, cellular component: external side of plasma membrane; membrane raft. Bases 275 to 1201 code for a protein of 308 amino acids.
AACUUUGCUCAGCUUCAUGUCAAAACUGUGUACAAAAUCCCAGGCUUGGUUUGCAAGAAAGCGCAGGCAUGAAGAGCAAAACCACAAAGAGCUGGGGUUUGCAUUGGCCUACAACUUUCCAAAGUGCAGGUUUCUUUUUAGAUGUCUUCCGCCUUCUACAGUUUUUGCAUCCUUGCGCUCUUGUGUUCGAUGAAGUGAAGCACAGAGGAUUAGUUAAGAUUUUGGCCUUCAGUAACAGCACGAAAAGACAGCACUGGCUCAAAAUUAAGAUCCAAUGAUCAAAAUGAAUACCAUCAUGUGGUUUGGGUUUGUGCUGAGUGCACUAUCUGCUGCAGGCAAAGUGAUCCUCACAAAACCAGGGCAGAAUGUCCCAAUCGAGUGUGGGGUCAGCAGCUUCACUAACCUGGAGUGGUAUCAUGGAAGUAACCAGAUUAUUAACAUUAAUAAAAGGGACAGCAUCCCUCGCAAAGGCAAAUUUGACAUUGUGUCAAGGUUAAGGUUGAAGCAAGAUAUGGAUCUGGAGAUCAUGGGAGUGAAGGAAGAAGAUGCUGGAAAGUUCACUUGCAAGGCAGAUAGGCAGUCUCAAGAACAUAUACUUCUUGUUGUCUCAGUCUCAGCCAGUCCCUCUAGUGAUCUCCAGCUGGGCAGUAAGCUUACGCUCCAGUGUCAGGUGAAAGGUCUGGACCAAGGCUCCACAGCGUCGUGGAAGAGGCCAGAUGAACUUCCACCAGCAAAGUCACACACAGAGUCACACACAGUUAAACUCAAAUCUGUGGCCCUCUCAGAUGCAGGGAUCUGGAAGUGUACAUUCUCCCAUGGCACGGAGGUGUAUAGUGAGAGCUUAGAAAUCAAAGUUAAAGUGCCUGCUCCUACAACACCUGCACCAGUCACUUUGCAAGUCUCAAAGAACGUCAAUGAGGAAACCUGCCCCAACUGUGGUAGUGCUGUGCUGCUGGGGUUCAGCUGGUGGGUGUGGGUUGCCAUUGGAGUUUGCUGCCUGGUUGUGGUUCUCCUGAUGGUCUUUGUCCUUGUCUUAUGCAAGAGGAUCAGAAGAAGGAAGAGAAAAUUGCAGAAGAUGAAGUAUGACCGCCAGCUACUGAUGUCCAAGCAGUUCUGCCAGUGUAACUGCCGAACAGCUGCAGCAAAACCGCAGCAAGGACGCCGGAGAGAGAAGCCAUCAGCCCUCCCUCUGCAACCCUAGCUAAUGGAGUGACAUGAAAGACAGAUCCAAGAAAGGAGAGAUAGACAGAAAGAAAGCGAAAGGGAGAGAGUAAGAGGAGGGGAAAGAGAGGAAUAGAUAGAGAUAAAGAGAAAAGAGAGAGCAAGUGAAAGAGAACCCCAGUGUGAAUAUGGCAUGAAUGUAAAUGCGCUUUUGAAUGCUCCUGAUGAAAAUAAAAAUAAAAUGUAAUGAUGUGAGCACUUCGAGCUUUUUCACCAAAUAUAACCAGUGAACUGAAUGCGAAUAGGCUCUCCCACUGUAAGAGAGAACAGCAACAGUCUGUACUUAUGUUUUACAUUUAUGCAGCAUAUUAACAUGUUAAACCUAUACUUACAUACAACAUUGUAAACUUCUAAUGCACUGCCUUCCAUCUUAAAUGUAAUUCUGCUGAUUUAGAUGUAUUUUCUUUCUUGUGUUUCUGUGUAUUUGAUUUGAUGUUUUUGUAUACUUUCUUUCUGUAGGUUGUAAAUGAAAAGAUUAGAAUACUAUAUUGAAAUUUGAUGUCUUUCUUUCCUCAAUAAACUAUUAGGAUAUCCAGCUGCAAAA